This is a messenger RNA of Hyaloscypha bicolor E, 834 nucleotides long. RefSeq lists its product as uncharacterized. The record is from RefSeq and is a predicted model, not a curated record. Bases 62 to 634 code for a protein of 190 amino acids. The transcript has a single exon. Lineage: Eukaryota; Fungi; Ascomycota; Leotiomycetes; Helotiales; Hyaloscyphaceae.
CACGUGAUGACGAAGGUUGGAUUAUUUUGGAGGGAAACUACCGAGGUGGGAAUGGUCGACGAUGAUUGGAUUGCUAGACGAGGGUCAGCUUCGAGGAACCCAGUUCAAUUCACUGACUCUUCUCCGACUCGGGCGCAAACAGCACAGUGACCAAGGAAAAUAUCAGGUAUGCCACCGCCGCGCCUUGGCUUGGCUUGCGAACGUGCAGUCCUGCUCUGCCCUCUGCCUUUUGCACCAGCAAUGGUCCGUAUCACACGUCGCCAGUGCCGCGAGUAAGAGCAGUGAGCCUAUUGUCCAGCACCUAGCACCAGCACCAGCACCAGCGCCAGCAACCAGCAACUACCAGGGUCGACAAGAAGCGGUACGUUGGGCCACAGAACCAUUGACGCAGCUCCGCAACAGCGCAGCGCACUCCUCCAGCGCCCUUCCCAGUGUCUGCCUCUGGAAUACGGGCACUUUAUCGCGUGGCCUGCAGCAAACGCGGUCCCCGAUUCCUGAACAGCACAGGCAAAAGCGCGAGCUUGUGUCUUGGCAAAUUGGGGGGCGUUGGGGGUGCAGCAAGGACUGUUUGAGGCGGCGGUGCUUUCUGGCCUUUUGCCUUCGCCUUCGCCCUCGCCCUCAGGGCCAACAAUGAAGAAUUCAGGUGUCACCCUACCCUUCUUAAGGCAAUCUCGCCCAGGGAGCGACCGCAGCCCUCUCAAUCGGUCAAUAUGUUUUAGUUCAUAAUUGUACGGUCAUGCUUCUGUUAAGUCGCGGCCAUGAUGGCCGAAAGGAGAAGUUGAUGGGGUGGCAAUGAAGUGAUGAAGGGGAUGUUGUUGGAGAGUGAAGAAAGAA